CAAAACCAGGAGGGGAAGAUGAGGGGCAUUUGGAAUAAACUUUGGGUGUAAGGCAGGAUUCAGUUUCUGGAUAAUAUUUUGGAAGCAUGCACAGAAGCAAACUAUCAAAUAUGCAGGAAGCAGCCAUUCUUCUGAUCCUCCUGGGAGUCCUUUCAGAGGGAGAGGCGCUGCACUUAGUCCAUUUACCUGCUACAAGCAGUGUGGCAGAGAAUUCUCCACCUGAGACUCCGGUGCACAAGUUUUCUGUGAAACUCUCAGCAUCGCUGUCACCUGUGAGCCCAGGGUUUCCCCUGGUAAUCAACUCAAGUCCCCUCACUGAAGCCUUUAGGGUGAAUGGGCUGUCAGGCACCGACUUUGAGGUUGUCACCACUGGGAGGGAACAACUAGAUUUUGAAACAGGACCAAACAUCUUUGAUUUGCAGAUUUAUAUUAAGGAUGGGGUUGGUGCCACAGACCUUCAGAUCCUGACUGUCCAGGUAACAGAUGUGAAUGAGCCGCCUGCAUUUCCAGGCAACUUGGCAAAAGGUAUAGAGCUCUAUAUAGCAGAAGGAACAAACCCAGGAUCCAUUUACCAGGUUGAGGCCUUUGAUCCAGAAGACGCAAGCCGAAACAUACCCCUCAGUUAUUACCUGAUUUCUUCCUCAAAGAGCUUCAGAAUGUCUGCUAAUGGUACCCUCUACUCCACAACAAAAUUUGACUUUGAAGCAGGAAACAGCAGUUACUAUCUCAUCGUGGAAGUGAGGGACAGCCGAGGCCUCAAGGCCUCCACCACGCUCCAGGUGAACAUUGUGAACCUCAACGAUGAGCUCCCUCGCUUCACCAGCCCGAGGCGAGUGUUCCCGAUUCGGGAGGAACUGAGCCCAGGGACCAUCGUGGCCAAUAUCUCAGCUGAGGAUCCUGAUGAUGAAAGUUUUACCAGCCAACUCCUCUACAGCAUUACUACGGUUAACAACUAUUUUAUGAUAAAUCAGUUGACUGGUACAAUCCAAGUGGCCCACAGGCUAGACCGAGAUGCAGGUGAAUUAAGGCAAAAUCCCACCAUUUCUCUGGAAGUUCUGGUGAAGGACAGACCCAAAGGGGGUCAGGAGAAUCGGAUGCAGAUUACCUUCAUUGUGGGAGACAUCAAUGACAACCCUGCUACUUGCACCAAGUUCACCCACAGCAUACUGGUGACUGAAAGAGCAGCCAAGGGGACGUUGCUUCUAGACCUGAACAAGUUCUGCUUUGAUGAUGACAGCGAAGCACCAAACAACAAAUUCAACUUCACCACGCCAUCUGGAGUAGGGAGCAGCAGCAGGUUUUUACAGGAUCCAGCUGGCUCUGGGAAAAUUGUGUUGAUAGGUGAUCUGGAUUAUGAAAAUUCAAGUAAUCUAGCAAGUGGCAAUAAAUAUUCCGUGAUAAUCCAGGUGCAGGAUGUCACCCCUCCUUACUAUAAAAAUAACAUCUACAUUUUUAUCCUAACAAGCCCAGAAAAUGAGUUUCCUCUCAUCUUUGAUAGGCCGUCCUACGUAUUUGAUGUGUCAGAAGUAAGCCCAGCUAGAACCCGAAUUGGACAGGUGCAAGCAACUGAUAAAGACUUCCCCCAAAGCAGCAUCAGGUACUCCAUCUCCACCGGAGGGGCCAGCCUCCAGCACCCAGACAUCUUUUGGAUUAACCCCAAGACAGGAGAACUCCAGCUAGUGACUAAAGUGGACUAUGAAACAACCUCCACUUAUAUUCUCAGAAUCCAGGCUGCCAACAGUGAGGACAUGAGCUCAGUCACUGUAACUGUGAACAUCCUUGAAGAAAACGAUGAGAAACCAAUUUGUUCCCCAAACUCUUAUUUCCUGGCUGUUCCAGUGGAUCUCAAAGUUGGCACGAACAUUCAGAAUUUCAAGCUGACAUGUACCGACCUUGAUUCCAGCCCCAGAUCUUUUCGUUACUCCAUUGGCCCAGGCAAUGUCAACAGUCAUUUCACCUUCUCUCCCAAUGCUGGGUCCAACGUCACACGCCUGCUGCUUGCAUCUCACUUUGACUACGCUGGUGGGCUUGAUAAGAUCUGGGACUACAAACUACUUGUCUACAUAACUGAUGACAACUUGUUGUCUGGCAGGAAGAAAGCAGAGGCUCUUGUUCAAACAGGGACAGUGACACUGAGUAUUAAAGUUAUUCCUCACCCAACCACGAUCAUCACCACCACCCCUAGGCCCAGGAUCACCUACUGGAUCCGGAGGGAAAACAUUUAUUCUCCUUCAGCGUGGUAUGUGCCUUUUGUCAUCACCUUGGGCUCCAUUUUGCUUCUGGGUCUCCUGGUGUCCCUGGUCAUCCUAUUGGUCAGAGCCAUCUACAGACAUUGUCCCUGCAAGACUGCAAAGGACAAGAAACCUCUGGUGAAGAAAGGAGAAAUGAAGAUGGCUAAAAGAGCUGCUGUGGUGGAAACAAUCCAGAUGAGCACUGUCUUCGAUGGAGAAGCCAUAGACCCAGUUACUGGGGAAAUAUAUGAAUUCAACUCAAAAACCGGGGCCAGGAAAUGGAAAGAUCCAUUAACUCAAAUGCCAGAAUGGAAACAGUCAAGCCCCCAGGUAGCUGCUCUGCACAGGAUGGCUGCUGGUGAAGGCAACGGGCCACCGAGGACCACCAACAAGGAAGAAGACAGGCUCAGUGGCAAAGCCCAGGCUGAGGAUGCAGGCCUGGGUUCCAGAAAUGAGGAUGGCAAGCCUGGCACCCCAAAGAACAGACACUCAGCCCUCACAGGCAGGGCUUCCCCCAAACCACACCCAGGAAAGUAACCUGCGUCUGGUUGCCAGGUCCACAGUCCAGGGGAGGGGCCUUGACUUGUCAGGGGGAUGCGGUCUCACUCAAAAUUCUAUGAGGGCUGAAGGGACCCAGAGUUCUAGGAGCCACAUGGGAUGUUUGAUACUCCUUAAAGACAAAGAGAAAGGGGUUUGAUCACCCAGUUACCUUUUCCUGAGAGUGCACAAGAAAAAUUGCUCUCAGGUCUCAGGAUUAACUGUGCUUCUAAUCACUGUUAACGUAGAUGCAGAAUUGCCAUGCUUUCUUCUUUGCAUUGACUGCUAGGAAGCUCUAUUCAGCUCGCCCCUAGGAAUUGCACAGGACUUCUUGACAUAAAUAUUGAGAACUACAUUCUUAUCGUGUUUCUUCUUAUUUUGCUGCCCUUAUUGUAGUGUCAUCUAUAUUUCUUCCUUUAUAAAUACAGUUCAAUAAUUUAAAACAUACAGCUUUGUAAGUCACCUCAAAUCUUUUUCAAAAGAAGCAGAGCUGUGAAAAAAAAUAGAUGAAUAAAUAAUGAGUUCAUCUGAAAGGAGAAAAUACAAUGACGACUUUUAUUCUUUUUUACUGAAGUAUAACAUAUUCAAUAAAGUGCACAGAUCUCAGGUGUUUAGCCUGGUGAUAUAUACGUUCCCCUCCAGAGGCAAUCACUACUCUGAUCUUUAUCAUUGUAGAUUAGUUUUACCUAUUUACUAAUUUCAUAUGAAUAGAAUCACAUAGAAUGUACAUGUCUGGCUUCUUUUGCUCAGCAUCAUCAUGUCUGUGAGAUCCAUCCAUGCUGGGUGUAGCAACAGUUCAGUCUUUUUUGCUGUUGCCUCUUAUUCCAUUGUAUGAAUAUACCACAGUUUAUUUAUCUGUUCUACCCUUGGGCUGCUUCAAGUUUUGCUAUUAUGAAUUAUAGCCCUACGAACUUUCUUGGACAUGUCUUUUGGGAACAUGAACCCUUAUUUCUUCUGAGCAUGUGCCUAGGAGUGGAAUUGCUGGAGCAAUUGCUGGAUACUGUGGAAGAGUUCUGAAGGGGUCUUUCCAAUUUAUGCUUCCACCAGCAAUAACUGAGAAUUCUGAUUGCUCUACCUUGUUGCCAACACUUGGUGUUAUCAGUCCUUCAACUGUCAGCCAUCCUGGUGGGGGGAGCUGCUGUUUUUUAUCAAACCUAAAACACCUCCAACCUUUUAACCCACCAACCCUGCUCCUUCCUUACUUCCUUGGAUUUAGGGAACCACUGGACUCUGUGUGGAGACACAGAGGGAAGCUCCAUCCAUUGAGACGUUCAUCUGUUGGUGUGAGCAAUGAACUGAAAAUAAACAGCACAACAGUGAAAUAGGAAUUGAAAUGUUCCAAUGUGUGCCUCUUGGAGACUGCGAGAAAGUCUUGCCUGAGCCCUGUGUCCUGCUCCCCAGCAGCUGUGGCUUUAGAACAGUAACUGCAAGGACCAGGUGAGGGUCUAUUAGAGCAGCACCUCCUCCUGGUUGGGGAGCCUGUGGGAGGCGGGCGGGAUCCAUCUGACAAAUGAAGAACUUGGGAGAGAGCAGCUGCUUGUUUACUGAGUGCCUGUGUGCCAGCGUGACUUCUCAAGAAAGAGAAACAUUUGAAAAAUGCCCUGUCCUGGCCUAGAUUAGGCGUGAUUUAUUAAUAAGGGCUGGUUGCCAGGGAACUCCUUUGAAUGGGUUUAAAUUUUGCAAAAGAAGGCAGAGCUGAUCAUUUGUGUAGGUUGAAGUGGGUGAAGUGGCUGAUUACCCAUUUAAGACUUCGUGAGUCUGCGGCGCCGCGAGUAAAAUGCCUUCCUCAGACACGCUCAGCCUCAAUGCAAGUAAAAUGAGGCUCGGAGAAGGCUGAAGGAGGACUUAAUAACUGUUUAUAAGCCCAUUACGGAUGAUUACCAGGCGGGCCACGGGCAGCUGUUCCUCCUUCUCAGCGAAGACAGGGCAAGAGGGAAUUGUGUUUAACGGCCAGAAGAGAUUGAAGUUAGGCACAGAGAGGAACUUCCUGAAGGCUGGGGUCUGCAUGAAGAAGAGAGCAGGGUCUUCCCUGGGCAGGAAGAGCUGGGGGUCAUCCAAGCCCCCAGAUGUGAGGAGUCCGAGGAACGAGGCAAGAGGGGCACAAGGAAUCUGUGGCGGAGAGAAAAUCCGCUCCCCGCUCCUUUUUCUUUUCCACAUUUGGUUAUUUGAGUAAAGGGAAAUUCAGAGGUUUGAGGUCCAGGACUGAGGCCAUUCGGUUUCUAAUAUUUAUAAGACUUGAACAAAAAGAUUAUUGGAAUAAAUGAAGCUAGGAACUGUUGUGAAUCUUGGGAAAAAUUUCUCACAUUUCUCUCCCAAGGUCUUAUAAACAUAUGAGUUUAUUGUAGCGAAUGUGUACUUACCUGAUUCUGAUUUAUUAUAAAAUUGGGGCAAAUACAUUCAGGGAUUAGACCACAUGGGGAUUCAUAAUUGUUGAAGAAUUUAAAACUGUGUGGUAAAUCCUGAAGUCUGAGUUUUAUGUUGUGCUCAGUAGAAAGCAGGAUACGCUUCCCGGUCUGCCUGUGUCAAAAAGCUUGUGGUUUACAAACAGUAACUGGUAAAUUACACUUGAGCUCCUUAGAGCCCUCUUUCACGUCUGUGGUUCUAUUGUUUGCCUUUUAUUUACUGUGUUUUGUGAUGGCUGAGAAAAUUAAGCUACCAAAUGAAUGAACAUUGAAAAUAAUUGCUAUUGAAACUUGGUGUUUCUCAUUUCAAAGUCAGUGUGUGGCUAUACCUCCCACUCAUUCAAUAAAUAUGU
Choloepus didactylus (southern two-toed sloth) is the source of this 5523-nucleotide messenger RNA. It is a transcript of the gene CDHR3, whose product is annotated as cadherin related family member 3. Gene Ontology annotation, biological process: homophilic cell-cell adhesion. Gene Ontology annotation, molecular function: cadherin binding; calcium ion binding. The record is from RefSeq and is a predicted model, not a curated record. Gene Ontology annotation, cellular component: catenin complex; membrane. Bases 87 to 2768 code for a protein of 893 amino acids. NCBI's taxonomy places the organism in Eukaryota, Metazoa, Chordata, Mammalia, Pilosa, Megalonychidae. The transcript is spliced from 19 exons.